GGAGGGGGGCGCACAUGUGCGCGCGAGCGCGAUCUCUGAUGUGCACUCAGCCUUUUUUUGAGGAUCAGGCCACUUUGGCCCCCGCGCUCGCGCGAGAGGUCCUCCUGCGCUCGCUUUCGCCCAGUUGCUGCCAUGACUCUCGCGCGCGGGAUGCUGGUGGCGGUCGGCGGGCUGCCAGGCCCGGCCCGUCCGGCGCUGGAGGCCGGGGACACUGAGCCCAUGGACCUGAACGGGGUCCGGGCGCAGCUCGUCAGCGCGGACCACGAGACCGGCAAGUGGACCGCCGCGACCUUCGACGGCCAUGUCGUUGCCGUGGACUCGCAGUACUUGCGCGAGAUGGACGGCGAGGAGCUUGCCGACUACGACUUCGUGCUGGGGCCAGCCUCCGAUCUCGACCUAGUGGGCCGGUCGCUGGCGGAGUGCUUGGACGCGAGAGGGUACGCCGUGGUCAAGCUCUUCGUGUCUGCGGACGACGCUGCGGACAUGCUCUCCGCCGCCGCGCAGCUGGAGGACGAGGGCCACUUUGAGCGGCUGGCGGUGGAGUUCGAGCGCGGCUACCUGGGCAGGGACGGGUCGGCCAAGACGCUGCUCCUGGACCCGAGCGAUGAAUCUGCUCCAGGCUACGUCAGGGACUCGCCCCUGCGGGUCAUGGACAUCAACGUCGGUUCCAUCAGCGAUAUGCUCGCUCCCCACACACGGGACAGCCUGGGGUUCGGCAUCUACAGUCGCACCAGCAUGUUGCUGACCAGGCCGCUCGCAGACGGUGACGAUGACAGGUACGCUCCGGCGGAAGUGGACGAUGGCGACGCGGAGGGAUAUUUCCACACCAUGUAUCGAAAGAAGUUGGCGCUGUUGCAGUUCGUGGGCCCCGCCGAGGGCACCCUGACGCUCUUUCCCCUGACCAGCGGCGGCCCUGAAGUGACGCUCCGGGCGGAGCCCCACACCCUCGUGCUUGUGUCUGCCGCUCACUUCGAGUACGAGCACAAGAUGGCCACAGACUCGCUGACGUUGACUUCUUUCUUUUUGAGCGAACCCGCGGUCUUCUCCAUCGAUACGGUCGAGGCCGACCCCGAGCUGCUCCUCAAGAGCCUCAGCUCUGGGCCAGCACCUCCUCUGGGCGAGAAGGUGGCGAUCCAGGCUAUGUACUGCCGAUAUGGCGGCCACUCCGAUGGGCCCGACAAGUUCUGGACCGGCAUCUGCCGGGCUGGAGCGGACGGUGUCACGGAGAUUCCUGAGUUGCGGUGGGACAACACCCCGUACUACGACCCGGACAUGGAGUUCGGGGGCGCCUAUUGCAAGCACGGCUGCUUCGGAAUCCCUGGCGUGGACCUCUUUGACUCCAAGUUCUUCGAGAUCUCGCAGGCGGAGGCGAAGUGCAUGGACCCAGUGCAGCGGCAGGUCCUUGAGGUGUCAUACAUGUCCUUGUUGGAGCUCGGGUACGACAAGACGAGCUUGGCGCGAAAGUCCCAAAACAUCGGCCACUUCGUCGGCAUCGACAAGGACGAUUGGAUGUGCAUGGGCGCUGCGGGCUCGAUCACCCUCGAAGGGGUGCACAGCGCAGCCGGCGCCGCGAACGCCAUCACCGCCAACCGCUUCUCGUACACCUUUAACCUGAAGGGCACUAGCAUGACCAUCGACACGGCCUGCUCGUCCUCCUUGGUGUGCAUCCACGUUUCCAAGCUCCACCUACGAUACAAGGAUAAUGAGCCAAUGCCCGCCUCCGUAGUGCACGGCAUCAACCUGAUGUUGUUCCCGGGACCCUUCAUUGGCUGCUGCGCCGCUGGGAUGCUCAGCCACAACGGCCGCUGCUUCACUUUCGACAAGAGUGCCGACGGGUACUGCCGCGGGGAGCUGUCGGGCUCCCUGGGGUUCAAGCUCGACCAGAGGUUCGACAACGGCGAGAGCAUGUACGCGCUCCUGUCCGGCAGCUACUCCAACCAGGACGGCCGCAGCGCCACGAUGACGGCGCCCAACGGCCCCGCGCAGGAGAAGUGCAUCCAGGGCGUCCUCCGCGAGGCGAAGAUCUCGGCGGCCGACAUCGACUGCUUCGAGUGCCACGGCACGGGCACGGCGCUCGGCGACCCCAUCGAGGUCGGCUCCUUCCGGAAGGCCAUGAGCGGCGUGGAGCGGCGCCAGCCCGUGGUGAUCUCGUCCAGCAAGUCCGCCAUCGCCCACGGCGAGGGCGGUGCAGGGCUCGCUGGCUUCUUCAAGUGCGUCGCCCAGGUGUCCCACAGCGAGGGGGCCGCGGGGCUGCACCUCCGCGACCGCAACCCGCACCUGGACGUCGAGGGCUUCCCCGUGCAGAUGCUCACCGAGGCGGUGACGAUGGCCAACGACAGCGCCUACAGCGGCGUCUCGUCCUUCGGCUUCGGGGGCACGAACGCCCACGGGCACGCCUGGGGCAAGAACGUCUACACCUCCAGGGGUGCCGUCCGGCAGGCCCGCGACGUGAACAAGACCUUCGAGAGGAAGCUGAUGUCCGCGCCGCCGGCCGAGAUAACCAUGAACGGGGACGACGUGGCCGAGUGGGACACCACCGGCAUCGACCCGCGCGCAGAGCCCGACAGCAGGUGGAAGAUCAGCCUGGAGGACGACGGCGUGGCGGCGUGGGAGCAGGACGAGGCCCUCGAGGACUUCGGGGAGGAGUUCUUCCUCCAGGGGGACCACAACGGCUGGGAGCCCGAGGCCCUCGAGGCGAGCGAGAGCGUCCAGGGCCUCUGGACCGGGACGGUGUCUCUGGGGAGCAGCGGCGAGGCCCUGUUCCAGAUCCUCUGCGACGGCGACCACGACAAGGUGAUCCACCCGAGGCUGCCGCGGUGCACCAUGAAGGCCGCCAAGAUCGAGGGGCCGAGCAAGGCGGGGCGGGACAUGUCCUGGUGCAUCGUGGGCGAGCCGGGCGAGCGCUACCGGGUGGAGUUCUUCCAGCAGGACAGCUACGUUUCGGUCACCUGGUUCAGGCGCGUGGACUGACCCGAGGAGGCGUGAGCGACGGCUAGGGCCUCGCGGAUGGGCGACGGGUCGGCCGGCCUUCCCACCCCCGUUGGCCGGGCGCUGUCGGAGAGGUUCCUUUGGCCUCGAGGCCCAGGUAGGUCAGCUUUUACCAUAUCCCCACCUCCACUGUCACACCCUCCUUGGUGGGGAGCGGCCCCGCGAAGCCCGACGGAACAGGGCAUCUGUCCCUGCCUCGGUGGGUAAGUCGGCCAGUGGGGGCGUGGAUAUGGAUACGCUCGCCGCUCGUGAGCCCCUAAUUCUAGCGAAUCGUUUCCACGAGGGCCUCCGCGAGUUUGCCUC
Messenger RNA from Prorocentrum cordatum, 3291 nucleotides. The record is from the annotation of a GenBank genome assembly. Lineage: Eukaryota; Dinophyceae; Prorocentrales; Prorocentraceae.